AUGGCCGGCCUACAGUUCGCCACGUUCAACUCUCUCAUUGAGAUGCCCUUCUACACGGCGCUUUUUGCCUCGAAGCUCGACCAUGACAAGCUGGACGACUCGGCUCGCUCUGUGCUCGGCCUCUACGAGCCCCGGGGCGAGAAGGAUCCGGGUCUGAGCUCCCAGAUGCAGAUUCUCGGUGGAGCGCUGACCAGCAACCAGACGCCCGCUGGCAUGAUUCGCGCAGAGGGCAUCAUCAAGAACUUCAACACGGUUGAGGACUUCAAGCAAGCUGACAAGGCAGCCAUGCUUCAUACUGCGGCUAGACAGAAAUACCGGUUCACGUACUGGUUUGCGUUUCCCGCACUGCAUUCAGAUCCACAGUGGAAAAGGGUUGGCGAUAUCGAGCAUUUAGGACGGGAGGAAACCACCCUUCUCGUCGACAAGGUUGGUACGUGGCGCUAUGCAACAGACAACCGGCAGCACGGCUUCUUUCUUGCCAAGCGUGUGCGGAUCGACAGCGCAGGCGGCGACAAAGAGGAGGCAAGAAAUGCUUACCUCCACGCCGAUGAAAUUGCUUUGGGCUUCCAGUGGGUAGUAGGCUCGCUACGCGAUUUCGAGUCGGGCUUCUUUAAUGGCGUGGACGAGGAGGAUCAACUGAUCUCGUUUGUCGACCCGUCUACCUAUCCAGAGAAUCCGUCGUGGCCGUUGCGCAAUCUCCUGGUGCUGGUGCGUCAGCGCUAUCACCUGCGCAAGGCGCGGAUUCUCUGCUACCGCGACACGCAAGGGCGGCGAGACGACCCGCGCAGUGUGAUUCUUCCUGUGGCGAUGGAUGAGGCAUCCAGCAGGGAGACGACUGAUCUGCCAAAGGUCACUGGCUGGGAGCGCAAUGUCAAUGGAAAGCUGCAGGCACGCAUGGUCAAUCUGGCAGAUUACAUGGACCCAACACGGCUCGCAGACCAGGCUGUGGAUCUGAACCUGAAGUUGAUGAAGUGGCGCAUCUCACCGAACCUUGAUCUGGACAGCAUCAAGGACGUAUCGUGUCUAUUGCUCGGGGCAGGGACGCUGGGAAGCUACGUUUCCCGGAACCUGAUGGGCUGGGGUGUCCGGCGCAUAACGUUUGUCGACUACGGAUCCGUGUCGUUUUCAAACCCUGUACGCCAGCCGCUCUUUGAGUUCAAGGACUGUCUCCACGGCGGUGCACCCAAGGCGACGCGUGCGGCGGAGUCGCUGAAGCAGAUUUAUCCGGGGGUCGAGUCGGCCGGUUAUGUCCUUUCUGUUCCAAUGCUCGGUCACCCGGUGUUGGACGAGGAGAAGACGCGGGCUGACUUUGAGAAGCUGGAGGAGCUGAUUGACAAGCAUGAUGUUAUUUUCCUGCUUAUGGACACGCGCGAGUCACGAUGGCUCCCGACCAUAAUAGCCAAGGCGAAGGGAAAGAUCGUUAUGAAUGCAGCUCUUGGUUUCGACACAUAUGUUGUCAUGCGCCACGGUCCGGCACCUGCCAAAGGCUUCGAGGAUACGCUUGGCUGCUACUUCUGCAAUGACGUUGUCGCCCCAGCAGAUUCUGUCAAAGACCAGACCUUGGAUCAGCAGUGCACGGUCACGCGGCCCGGCGUGGCUGCUAUUGCAUCGGCACUGCUCGUGGAGCUGUUGACAAGCGUAUUGCAGCACCCAUUACGGCACUAUGCACCGGCACCCAAGCCCUUAAGCCGGCCAGGGAACUCGGUGGCGACGUACGAGCGAGACCCGGAGAGCCAUCCUCUAGGUCUGGUGCCACAUCAGAUUCGAGGCUUCCUGGCCAACUUUCAGAACAUGCUCAUCCAGGGCCCGGCGUACCCGCAUUGCAGUGCGUGCAGUGCGCAGAUUCUGAAUGCCUACCGGCAAGAAGGCUGGGAUUUUGUGAAAAAGGCGCUGGGCGACCGCGAGUAUGUGACGGAGCUGUCUGGUCUGGCCGAGAUUCAGCGGCAGGCCGAGGCGGUGGCGGAGCAGCUCGACUUCAGCGACGAUGGAGACGAUGACGGCGAUGACGGCGAGGCCGUGAUGCUUUAA
This is a messenger RNA of Grosmannia clavigera kw1407, 2028 nucleotides long. Its product is annotated as autophagy ubiquitin-activating enzyme. Lineage: Eukaryota; Fungi; Ascomycota; Sordariomycetes; Ophiostomatales; Ophiostomataceae. Gene Ontology annotation, cellular component: cytoplasm; phagophore assembly site. The transcript is spliced from 4 exons. Bases 1 to 2028 code for a protein of 675 amino acids. Gene Ontology annotation, molecular function: Atg12 activating enzyme activity; Atg8 activating enzyme activity. Gene Ontology annotation, biological process: piecemeal microautophagy of the nucleus; protein modification by small protein conjugation; C-terminal protein lipidation. The record is from RefSeq and is a predicted model, not a curated record.